This is a messenger RNA of Nelumbo nucifera (sacred lotus), 1095 nucleotides long. RefSeq names its product auxin-induced protein 22B. The record is from RefSeq and is a predicted model, not a curated record. NCBI's taxonomy places the organism in Eukaryota, Viridiplantae, Streptophyta, Magnoliopsida, Proteales, Nelumbonaceae. Gene Ontology annotation, biological process: regulation of DNA-templated transcription. Gene Ontology annotation, cellular component: nucleus.
ACCAAACACAUUUCUCUACCUUUCUUCCUUAUCACCUCCCCAAGUUCAGCCGGAAAACAAGGAAAUUCACCGGAGACCCGCCGGAGUUUUGCCCUCUAGCUAGUUAAGUUUCAGAGCUUUGACUGGUUCGUUCCAGAAGGGAAUAUGGAAAGCAAGGUAACUUGCGAGAAUGAUCUCAACUUCAAGGCAACCGAGCUCAGACUAGGGUUGCCGGGAACAGAUGAUUCUGAGAAACACACGCCUCCUAGUGUUAGGAGCAACAAGAGGGCCUUGUCUCAUGAGACUACAGAGGAUAGUAGGUCUAAGAGUAACUCUGGAACCUCUGAUUUCGGGGAUGAUGAGAAGGAAGCUCCACCUGCAGCCAAGGCUCAAGUAGUUGGGUGGCCACCAAUCCGAUCAUACAGGAAGAAUUGCUUCCAACCCAAGAAGACAGAACCUGAGAGUGCUGGAAUUUACGUGAAAGUGAGCAUGGAUGGAGCUCCUUACCUGAGGAAGAUUGACCUCAAGGGAUACAAAGGCUAUCCUCAGCUACUCAAAGCCUUGGAGAUCAUGUUCAAGUUGACAAUAGGUCAAUACUCAGAGAGGGAAGGCUACAAUGGAUCUGACUAUGCACCUACAUAUGAAGACAAAGACGGUGACUGGAUGUUGGUUGGAGAUGUUCCAUGGGAAAUGUUCAUCUCCUCAUGCAAAAGGCUGAGAAUCAUGAAAGGAUCAGAAGCUAGAGGCCUGGGUUCAUAUGUAUAAAACCCACCAACCCAAAACAACCCAUAUCAUAUUGGAGAGAAGAAAGAGCUAGAGAUGUCACCAUGAACAACAGAUCUUUCAGCUUGGGUUCUCCAAGAAAGCAGUUUAUUGGAUUUGGAUCUCUCUGUUGUGUUUUCUGAAGAUGGAUCAAGAGGUGCAAACAGUAAAAAAAAAAAAAGGAAAAAGAAACUUGGCAGAUUACACCUUUUUGCUUUUUAUAAUAUUAGAUCAGAUAUAUCAAAACAAGGUCUAUGGCUUCUUUUUGAGCCCUGUGGUUUUCUUUCUUGUAAUAAUCUUUCAAAACCAAAACUGAAUAUAGAGAUCCCUGCUGCAAUUGUAAAGGAAAAAGAA